AUGGCAGCUUUUGAAUUCAUCAACUCAUGCUCUAAAGAAAAUGUGAAAACAAAGAGCAAUGGAGUUUUGAAAUGGACUCACCCUCCUGAGGGAGUGACUGCUAUUAAUUGUGAUGCAGCCUGGUCUGAUGAGAAUAAUGGGGGUUUGGGAGUAGCUCUCCGCAACCAUGAAGGAGUUUGUAUCGGAGGGGCUCAUGGGCAAGCCUUUCUGUCUUCUGUAGAGGCUGCUGAAGCCACAGCAAUACUGCUGGGAGUAAAUGUUGCUUUGGAUAUGGGACUGAAAGAUGUAAUUGUUCAGUCUGAUUCUCUAAGUAUAAUCACAGAACUCAACUCUUCUAGCUCAUGCAAAAAUUGGAAGAUUACUCAGAUUAUUGAUGAUAUCAAAUGGAAGAAGGUUUUUUUCAAUUCCAUUACCUGGGACUGGAUUCCCCGUGAAGCAAACCAAGUUGCAGAUGCUGCAGCUUUGCUUGGAAAAAGGAUGAUGGGUCUUAACCGAUGGGUCAACCGGCCACCAUCAUCUCUCUUGAGUGUACUCCGGAACGACGGUUUGCCAUGUCCACCGUUGGUGGCAGUUUAG
Molecule: messenger RNA, 576 nt
Organism: Fragaria vesca subsp. vesca
Lineage: Eukaryota; Viridiplantae; Streptophyta; Magnoliopsida; Rosales; Rosaceae
Exons: 1
Coding region: 1-576 (191 amino acids)
Molecular function (GO): nucleic acid binding; RNA-DNA hybrid ribonuclease activity
Source: RefSeq, a predicted model, not a curated record